AUGGAGACUGUCCUGCGUGAAGCAUGCGAUAACUGCCAUCGCCGGAAGACUCGCUGCCCGUCCGAUGGUGGCGGUCCCUGCACCAACUGUCGAGCCAGUGGUCAGGUCUGCACCUUCAGUCCUCGCAGUCGAAUUGGUCGUCCUCGAGUGCGACCAUCUCGUUCCAAACGCAACCGAACGAGAACACCGAGUCUUACACAGACGGAUGGGGAUAAUAAUGCAGGAAGUCACAUACCGACAGUCUUCGACCCCGUCCCCGGAUAUACCACCCCUGUACCGAGUAUAAUGCUGGGUGGAGCGGACGGGGGUAAUGCAAGUCUGCCUGAUGAAACUACCCUCGCAAGUGAACCCUCGUACAUGCAUUCUCCAUGGGAGAGUGCAUUGGAACCGUUCCCAAUGUCACUCACAGAGCCGUCGAUUCCAUUUGACAAUGAAUUCCCAUUCUUCUCGCCCGAUGAAGUCGGCUCUCUAUGUCAAAGUCCUUCCCAGAUAACCGAGAACGAAAUAUCGCAACGGGACUUGGUUUUUCUCUCCCCAAACAAAAACCUCAGUGUACCUCGGACAACAACAUCACCGGCCCUUGUCCCCGAACAGCAACCACAACAAUCAUACAUGGAAGAUCGCCCCGAGUGCAAGGGAAAGAGUCUGAUUACCGUAUAUGGGCAACUCUCCCAACUCCUCUUCACCCUGCACCUGGCCCACGACACCUUCUGCCGUGGAGAAAUGCUCGGCAUCAGCGACCGAAGCUCAAUUGAACAGAUCUUCUCCACGGUUUCAUCCCUCUGCGAUGUCUUGAUUUGGCUCUCGCAAUCGGCACCCAGUGCAUCCGACCCUACCUUAUCUUUAUCUCCCUGUCCUCUUCUGAUCAUCUCGAUGAUCAGCACCGUGGUGGAGAUUUACCAGCGAGUUUUGGACGGCGGUCUCCGUCCGUCAAUGGGGCUCAUGCAGCCCCCCUCUUCUUCACGUUCUGCGCUACCAUCUCCCCCGAUCUCCAUCACAUCUCGAUCAUCGCCAUUCUUGGAGAAGCAGCCCGCUGAUACUCAUACGCGACUGCGGUGUUUAUCCGACGGCAUCACGAUGGAUUUCCAUCUCAGUCUUUUGGAAGGUAUUUUUGGCUGGGGAUGUUCGGAAACAAAUAAUGAGAGAGAAGUGCGUCGGAAACUAGAGAGUACACAUAAAGAGCUUCAGGUGUUCAUGGAAAAGUGGAAGAAAGUAGCAUAGCAUUCACGAUUUACGCUUUAUGACAUGUAUUUAACAAGAAACCAG
This is a messenger RNA of Aspergillus glaucus CBS 516.65, 1266 nucleotides long. RefSeq names its product Zn(II)2Cys6 transcription factor domain-containing protein. Gene Ontology annotation, cellular component: nucleus. Bases 1 to 1221 code for a protein of 406 amino acids. Gene Ontology annotation, molecular function: zinc ion binding; transcription cis-regulatory region binding; DNA-binding transcription factor activity, RNA polymerase II-specific. The transcript is spliced from 2 exons. Lineage: Eukaryota; Fungi; Ascomycota; Eurotiomycetes; Eurotiales; Aspergillaceae. Gene Ontology annotation, biological process: regulation of DNA-templated transcription. The record is from RefSeq and is a predicted model, not a curated record.